Messenger RNA from Pelobates cultripes (western spadefoot toad), 5320 nucleotides. NCBI's taxonomy places the organism in Eukaryota, Metazoa, Chordata, Amphibia, Anura, Pelobatidae. The record is from the annotation of a GenBank genome assembly.
AUGGCGCCGUCCGACCCAACUUGGCAUCUGCCACUAGCAAGAUGGCCGCCUCCAGCGAUCCACUUCCGGUUGUGUGGCUGCCUGCAGGUCAUGGGGUCCGCGGCGGGGCUCAUUCUGCUGCUGCUCCCGGUCAUCGGGGCGGAGGGGGGAUGGGAUCCUGCCGGGUAUGUGCUGUACUGCCCCUGCAUGGGUGAGUGUGAGACCCCGGGCAGCCCCACAUUGUACAGCGCUACGGAAUGUGACGGCGCUAUAUAAAUAAUAAUCUCAUUGUACAGCGCUACGGAAUGUGACGGCGCUAUAUAAAUAAUAAUCCCAUUGUACAGCGCUACGGAAUGUGACGGCGCUAUAUAAAUAAUAAUCCCAUUGUACAGCGCUACGGAAUGUGACGGCGCUACAUAAAUAAUAAUCCCAUUGUACAGCGCUGCGGAAUGUGACGGCGCUAUAUAAAUAAUAAUCCCAUUGUACGGCGCUACGGAAUGUGAUGGCGCUGUAUAAAUAAUAAUCCCAUUGUACGGCGCUACGGAAUGUGGCGGCGCUAUAUAAAUAAUCCCAUUGUACAGCGCUGCGGAAUGCGGCGGCGCUAUAUAAAUAAUAAUCCCAUUGUACGGCGCUACGGAAUGUGAUGGCGCUACAUAACUAAUAAUCCCAUUGUACAGCGCUAUGGAAUGUGACGGCGCUAUAUAAAUAAUAAUCCCAUUGUACAGCGCUACGGAAUGUGAUGGCGCUAUAUAAAUAAUAACCUGCAAUGGGGACCUCUGGUACUCCACUCAUUCUGGACUACGGUUCUUGGCAAUUUACAGCUGGUUACCAUGGUGUCUGCAAUUAUUGGGGUACCCAGGGUUAGCUCCCACUGUUAUAGCCAAUUCUUUCUCUAUCUUUAAUAGAUAAAAACCCUGAGUAACCUCUUAUUUUAUGCCUUCCAAUGAAAAAAUAUCUUAUAGUCAUGUAUUACAAUGUCUAUAUUAUGUAUUAGCACUUUUUUUUGGUGACUUUUGUUAUUUGUGAUAGAUCUACAUAUGGCUAUAAGAGAUUUCCUAGAUUACAUUCCUGAAAACCAGCGCUGGCAUUCAGGGUUAAUAUUGCUAUAUCAUAUGCAAGCUGGAAUGUGGUUCCAGUCUAAAGUGUAACUUGGCAGCAUUAGUAUCUGCUCGCCACCUUCUGCACUGGCAGGUCAGAGUGGAUCAAAUCGACCAACUCGCCAUUCAUUAAUAAUAAAUUACUCUAAAAUGGAAACUUAUCAAAACAACGAUAAUAUAUCGUCUUUAUGGUUAGAUUUGUGUAUGCAAAACAAUGAUGUGAAAUUCUGACUGUCAGCCAAAAAUGUUCGAAUGUACUAAAGUUUCUAUUAACUUUAAGAUUUGGUGCGUCUUGUUAACUGAAGAAUCAAUGCAUUUCUUUAACAUAAAGGCUGGGACAUUUCCCUAUUUAAGGUUUUUGAUUUGAUUCUGGGAUUGUGGACACUGCAGAAAUAAUUAACCUGUGUAAUCGGUCCCGUUGUAAAUGCUGCUAGUAGUAGCGUGCUUCUCUCCUUGACGGUUUUACAUCAAUCUUAGUACAAAGUCACUUUCAUCUAUUGUGUGAUUGUCCAUAGACUGGUACUGACCCUUUAAAACCAGGAGGAAACUGUGGCAUAUGUGUGAUGUCGUGUGGCGUGUCUCUAGUCCAGCUCUCAACCUACCGGACAUCGCAGACCUACUGAGAUGGUCCAUGUGGCAGAACCAACCUCCCAACUGGAGGAGCCUGGUUGCCCACCACUUGUCGCUGGACUAUGGCCCUGCAUUAAAAACCUUUUAUUUUCCAUAUGUGAGCAGUGUUACCCUAGAUAGCUAUGCCAUGGAGCCCAGCCGUAUACUGAAAGACUUUUGCCUCUGUCCUUGAAGAUAAUUGGAUUACUUCCCAAUUAUCUCCAGGACAGAGAGGAGGGAUUGUGAUGCAUUGUGGGAUUGUAAGCUUGCGAUUGGUCAAUGUCCAAUAUGUUUCCCAGUCUUCUAUCUGGUCCCCUAGGGGAGUGUCCACCAGGUGGGAGACCUGCAUAAAAGCCGGGCAGGUAGCCCCAGUAAAUCAGUUCUGCUUGACCCUCAAACGAAGUGUCGUUCUUGGGGGGAAUUGGAUUGUAUGCUGUUACAGUGCGACUGCCAGCUGUAAGCUGUUCGUAUGAUUUUUCCUGUUCGGCUGUUUACAGCAUUCGUGUGUUUCCUGUUCGGGAGUUGGAGUUUUCAUGUGUUUGCAGUUCAGGAGAUUGGUUAAUUCAUGUGUUUGAAGUUCGGGAGAUUGGUGAAUUCAUGUGUUUGUAGUUCGGUAGAUUGGUGAUUGCAGUAGCUGCCUGUGCAUCUGAAAAGGGGAAUAUCGCCUAAACGGUUUUUAACAUCUUGUGUGCAAAACGGUCCGUUACAGUCCAUAUACCAGCUGCCGUAUAUACAGUCACAGGCCUAUUCACAGAAGUUUGAAUUAUAGUGAUUUAAAAAAAAAUCAGAACAGCAAAAAUGCAGACUUACAUUAGCAAGGUUCAACUAUGGCUCGGUUGGAGAAUUUUUCAAUGUAGGUAUCCGAUCAAUACAAGUUGAAGUUUAUUGAAUAACCCUCGCAGAUGUGUUCACCAAAACGUGACUUAUUGGGAAUUUAAAAGUGAAUUUCUAAUUUUAGUUCAGUGUAGUAGAUUUCAUUUUUACCAUUCAGCUAUUUUGACCUUAAACUUGACAUUCCCUUUCACCUUUAAUUCCUGACAAUUCACAAUUCAGCGAAUAACUGUAACUGUGUACUCCCUUCAUCUUCAACUAAGAAAGAACCAAAAACGAUGGGGCCAUUGAAGCCGUAGAAACAGGUCCUCUUUUGGCCUGUUGAACCAUCGGUCUCAGAGCCAGGGAAAAAAUAAAUCGCAUUGACAGGUGUAUUUUAAUAAAACUAACAUUCCAUAUAAUUCUUCCUUUUUGUUUACUUGCAGGAAGAUUUGGGAACCAGGCUGAUCAUUUCCUAGGCUCCUUAGCUUUUGCGAAGAUGUUAAAUCGUACUCUUGUAGUCCCUCCAUGGAUUGUGUACAAUCAUCAUCAACCUCCCUACACCAACGUAAGUAAUAGUGAAAACCCGAUUGGGACUCCCAUGGCUUGCUUACACAUGUAUUUCACUUACAUGCAAAUAAUAGUUACAUAGUUACAUAGCUGAAAAGAGACUUGCGUCCAUCAAGUUCAGCCUUCCUCACAUAUGUUUUUGCUGUUGAUCCAAAAGAAGGCAAAAACCCAGUCGGAAGCGCUUCUAAUUUUGCAACAAACUAGGAAAAAAUUCCUUCUUGACCCCAGAAUAGCAGUCAGAUGUCUCCUUGGAUCAAGCAGUUAUAACCCCACUAAUUCGAAAUUAUAUCCCUGUAUGUUAUGUUUUUGCAAGUAUUUAUCCAAUUGCUGUUUAAAUAUGGACUCUGAUAAAACCAACUCUUCAGACAGAGAAUUCCAUAUCCUUAUUGCUCUUACUGUAAAGGAAACCUUUUCUUUGCCUUAGAUGAAAUCUCCUUUCUUCCAGUCUAAAUGCGUGACCUCGUGUCCUAUGUAUAGCCCUGUUUAUGAAUAGAUUUCCACACAAUGGUUUGUAUUGGGCCCGAAUAUAUUUGUAUAAUGGUAUCAUAUCCCCUCUGAGGCAGCGUUUUUCCAAACUAAUGAGACUCCUUUCUCCAGGUACAUGUGCCUUUCAAAGAAUAUUUUCAGUUGGAGCCUUUGAGGAAGUUCCACAGAGUUGUCAGCUUGGAGGAGUUUAUGGAGAAACUUGCCCCUGACCACUGGCCAUCAAACCAGCGAAUAGCCUAUUGUUUUGCAGCAGCAGCACAGAGGAGUCAGGACAAAAAGACUUGCCCUAUGAAGGUAAUCUCGGUCAUUGGAGCAGAGGGGAUGGACUCAUGUAGUGGUUGGUUAGAAAAACAGAACUGAUUUGUAAUUGUCUGUGGUUAUAUCAAAUGAAACAAGAUUUUCACAUGUGGGGUGUCUUGAUGUCCGUAUUUGAUGAGAUUCUAUAUCGAACAAUGAUCAUCUGUCUAUACCUUUGUUUAGAUAUUAUUACAUACAAGGUUCAGGGUAGAGGGUACAGGCAUGCGCUUCAUCUUGUUAUGUGCAGUUGAUCCCCAGCAUAACUAACAUCAACUACUCAUUACAUUGAGAUGCUUGGAGUUCCCUUUAAGGAUUAGAAUUGUUUUGCUUUCCUUUUUUAGGACGGAAACCCUUUUGGACCAUUUUGGGAUAAUUUUCAUGUGGACUUCAUAAAAUCUGAGCUGUUUGAUGGCAUUAGUUUCAGCUCCUACUACAAAGAUGCGUGGAAGAGCAAGUAUGAAUUUAAUCCCUGGGGGGAUAUCCCUUUAAUAGUGAAUUGAAAACCAGAUUUAGGUAAAAAUAGAAGAGUAAGAGAAUAUGUUACACUUCUCCUUUAACAUUUUCUUCCCCCACUGUAAUACAUGCGUUGAAUGUGCAAAUCGAAAGGUCCUUUGUUAAAGCACCCCAAAGAUCCUCAAGGGGUAACAUCCAUUUGUAAACUGAAGCUAAAGGAAAUGAGAUCUACCUAUCCCAAAUUACUUGGAAUACCUAUCCAGCAAGUUAUCUGGCUGUGGCUUUGUGAAAAUACAGGAAUCCUUUAUGAUGAUUUCCUGUCUUGCAAAAGUAACAAACAAGCAACAAAAUAAAAAAAACACCCAUCAAUGUUUGAAACUUUAAGGAGUGGAGACCUUUUUUUGUAAGAAAUGAUUCAUGUAUUUAAUAAUUUCUUCUGUUUUGUCAGAUUCCCCCCAUCCCAGCAUCCAGUUCUUGCUAUGCCAGGGGCACCUGCCCAGUUUCCAGUCCUUGAGGAGCACCGUGCCUUGCACAGAUAUUUGGUAUGGUCAGAAAAGUUGGCCCUACAGGGAGAGGAACACAUUCGGACCUUGCUCAUCAGACCCUAUGUGGGCAUUCAUCUUCGGAUUGGUUCUGAUUGGGUGAGUGUUUUAAGCGGCAGCAGUAUGAUGGGAGCUUUCAGUGCGAUACAUUGAUACUGACUUCUUGUGUUCACGAUCAUCUCCUGCCUUUAGAAAAAUGCUUGCAAUAUGGUGAAGGAUGGGACUGCUGGCUCACAUUUCAUGGCGUCCCCUCAGUGUGUGGGAUACGACAGACAGAAUGCGGCUACCCUUACCAUGGACAUGUGCCUACCUGAUCUCAAAGAAAUCAUACGUGCGGUGACUCGCUGGGUAAAAAAUGCCAAUGCCAAAUCUGUGUACAUUGCCACGGACUCCACAUCGUACACUGCAGAGAUACAGGCUUCCUUAGGAAAAAAGGUACUUAGAUUUAGAGAUUUAGCUGUAUUGACAAUGGGUUGA